AUGAGGGGAGUUAAGCUGAUGGGGGUACUGUUUGCCCUGACUGGCAUGUUAGAAGUGACCCUGUCCCUGAGAAUAGCAGCUUUCAACAUCCGGACUUUUGGAGAAACGAAGAUUUCCAAUGCCACCCUUGCCAACUAUAUUACACAGAUCCUGAGCCGCUACGACAUUGCCCUUGUCCAGGAGGUCCGAGACAGUCACCUUACUGCUGUGGGGAAACUUCUGGACAAACUAAAUGAGAAGGCCCCCAACACCUAUAAUUAUGUGGUCAGCCCGCCUCUGGGACGCAGCACCUAUAAGGAACGCUACCUCUUCGUGUUCAGGCCUGACCAAGUGUCCGUGCUGGACUCUUACCUCUACGAUGAUGGCUGUGAGCCCUGUGGGAAUGACACCUUCAGCCGAGAGCCAGCCAUCGUCAAGUUCUUCUCCCCAUACACUGAGGUCAAGGAGUUUGCUAUUGCUCCGCUACAUGCAGCCCCUUUGGAAGCAGUGGCUGAGAUCAACUCUCUCUAUGAUGUCUACUUGGACAUCCAAAAGAAGUGGGACUUGGAGGAAGUCAUGUUCAUGGGUGAUUUCAAUGCUGGCUGCAGCUAUGUGAGCAACUCGCAAUGGUCAUCCAUCCGCCUGCGCACAGACCCAGCCUUCCUAUGGCUGAUUCCCGACAGCGCUGAUACCACCGUGACAACCACCCACUGUGCUUAUGACAGGAUUGUGGUUGCUGGAGCUCUGCUGCAGAAUGCCAUUGUUCCAGACUCAGCUGGCACCUUUGACUUCCAGAAGGCAUACGGGCUAAGCUGUCAGAUGGCCCUGGCUAUCAGUGACCACUACCCAGUGGAGGUGAUGCUGAAGCAAGCCUGA
This is a messenger RNA of Suncus etruscus (white-toothed pygmy shrew), 855 nucleotides long. RefSeq names its product deoxyribonuclease 1 (gene DNASE1). Gene Ontology annotation, cellular component: nucleus. The record is from RefSeq and is a predicted model, not a curated record. The coding region runs from base 1 to 855 and encodes 284 amino acids. NCBI's taxonomy places the organism in Eukaryota, Metazoa, Chordata, Mammalia, Eulipotyphla, Soricidae. Gene Ontology annotation, molecular function: DNA nuclease activity. Gene Ontology annotation, biological process: DNA catabolic process. The transcript is spliced from 8 exons.